ACUGAUGGGUGACACUGAAAGGCAGCUCAGAUGGGCACUGAUAUGUGGCAUUGAUGUGCACUGGUAGGCACUGAUAUGUGGCACUGAUGUGGCACUGAUGGGCACUGGCACGAGGCACUGAUGAGCACUGACAGGUGGCACUGCUGGGGCUACACUGAUCAUCAGGGCACACUGAUCAUCAGUGCCCUGAUGAUCAGUGUACAUGUUCCUCCGCGGAAAGCUCGAGAGGAGAGAAAUGCCGAUAACCGGCAUUUCCCUGUUUACAUGCGAUCAGCUGUGAUUGGACACAGCUGAUCACAUGACCGAGCCGACAUCUUCGGC
Staurois parvus is the source of this 321-nucleotide messenger RNA. The record is from the annotation of a GenBank genome assembly. NCBI's taxonomy places the organism in Eukaryota, Metazoa, Chordata, Amphibia, Anura, Ranidae.